GUUCAGCUGGAUUGUCAUUAUUUCUGCUGAGCCUGGUCAGUGAGACAACUGCGAGAAGAUUGUAUGUUGUGUGUUUGAUGAUGUGCAAAUGAUCCUAAUGUAGGCCUCUCUUUAAAAAAAAAAAAAAAAAAAAGAUUUACCUGUGCCAAUAGGUAAAUCACAUGACUUCACGGAAAGCUCUCACAGAAACCCUUUAAUAAGGGCUCGUGCUUUCAUGGUUGAGCGUGAACACACGGAGUCAACAUGGGAGGCAAACUGUCAGCUAAACGGAAGCAGCGCAGAAAUAUUUCAAAUAAAUCCAAGAGGACUGCUUUCUUUUUGACUCAUGGAGAGGAGAGAAGUCGUGGAUUUAACGAAAGAUGCGUAGGACGUGAAGAUGAGCAGAGUUCAUGCGAUGAUGAAAGCAGCAGUUGGAUAACUGAAGAAGAAGAAGAGGAAGAAAAAUGUUAUGACCCUGAAGAUGCCACUCUAACAUUUGUAGAGGGAGAAGAUGAUUUAGAUUUUUUGUGCUGCGACUACAAGUCUCUCAGAGCAAAGAUGUCUUGCGGCCAUGCUGUCACUCCGAUGUCUCUCACCGACUGGUGUCGCCAUUUGCUGGACGAUGGCGACACCACGUUUAAGUGUGGCCAAACUGACUGUGACGCUAAGUGGCCCUUCGAGGAGGUUUGUAAAAUGGCUCUUCUGACCCCUGAAGAAAUGAAGUACUUUGAAAAGAAAAUGUUCAGUAACGCUGCCAAGGAUUUCUUGGAUGUCAAAUCAUGUCCAGGUUGCAAUUCUCGUGUGGUGAGAAAUGACUUCCAUGAUCUGAGUGUCCAAUGCCCAGUGUGCACAGGCAAGAGAAGACGCGCUUAUAACUUCUGCUGGCAGUGUUUGAAGAAAUGGAAAGGUCCGGCUCCCCGUACAGACCGCUGUGCAAAUGAUGAGUGCCAAAACCCAGUGGAAAUAUUGAGGACCUGCGCAGAUAUCACCUUUCAGGAUGUGAAGGGGGUCACUGGCUGUGCCUCCAUCCGUGCCUGUCCCACCUGUGGUUUGCUGGUGGAGCAUGACAAAACUCAAUGUAAAAACGUUUUCUGUAUCCGGUGUAAGGUGGAAGUUCUGUUUUGUGUGCCUGAAGCGCACUGAAGAGUGCGUGGAUGAGAGAGACAUAGAAUCAUUUUACACACUUUGCUCCAGUGGCGUAGCGCCGAGACAGACCUCCAUACCUGUGUGGCAGAGGACAUAAUUCUGAGUU
This is a messenger RNA of Cottoperca gobio, 1231 nucleotides long. RefSeq lists its product as uncharacterized. The transcript has 4 exons. The record is from RefSeq and is a predicted model, not a curated record. The coding region runs from base 244 to 1122 and encodes 292 amino acids. Lineage: Eukaryota; Metazoa; Chordata; Actinopteri; Perciformes; Bovichtidae.